Messenger RNA from Penicillium egyptiacum, 1695 nucleotides. Lineage: Eukaryota; Fungi; Ascomycota; Eurotiomycetes; Eurotiales; Aspergillaceae. The record is from the annotation of a GenBank genome assembly.
AUGGUGCUGUAUACCAGGUUUUUGUUGGCCGUGCUGGCGCAUUAUGCCAUGGCACAAUUUGUGCCCGCGCCCACUGACUUGAUCACUAAGAAAGGACAUGCCGGCAUCCAUGUGCGAUAUAAGGAAGUGCCUUCUGGGAUUUGCGAACAAGAUCCCAAUGUGAAGAGUUAUUCCGGUUACGCUGAUGUUGGUGAGGACGAGCAUAUUUUUUGGUGGUUCUUUGAGGCUAGAAAUGGAGACCCUGAAGAUGCACCACUUACAGUCUGGAUCAACGGAGGGCCGGGAUCAUCGUCUAUGAUUGGAUUAUUCCAGGAAUUAGGGCCUUGCGGAGUCGACCAGGAUGGAAACGUAUACAACAACCCUUAUUCUUGGAGCAAUGUGAGCAACAUGCUCUUCGUCGACCAGCCUGCAACGGUUGGGUUAUCAUAUACAACCCCCAUUCCAGCAUACGAGGAUAAUGACGGCAAUAUUGUCCAGCUGCCCAGCAAAGAGUGCCCCGAUUACGCUCAGGAGCUUGGAACAUGCGGCACAUACUCCAAACCAGACAUUGCCCUAGUUCCCAAUACAACUGCAAAUGCGGCCCCGAAUAUGUGGAAGACACUGCAAGGUUUCAUGGGGGCUUUCCCAGAGUACUCAAAAAAUGGCUUCAACUUCGCCACUGAAAGCUACGGAGGGCAUUAUGGGCCAAUAUUCAACGAGUACUUUGUCAAACAGAACGCCAAAAAGCCGCACGGCUCGAUUCGGAUCGAUCUCGAGAACGUCCUUAUUGGAAAUGGCUGGUUCGAUCCGCUGAUUCAAUACCAGGCAUUCUACAACUUCUCCAUAUUCCCCGGAAACACGUACGACUUCAACCCAUACAACGAAUCGGUCCAGGCCGAAUGGUACAAUAACCUUUACGGAGAAGGGAACUGCGUGGAUCGGACUCGGGAAUGUUAUGCGACCGGUCGAAACGAUAUUUGCUCUGCCGCGGAUGAAUUCUGCGCUUCGAAGGUUGAGUCGCUAUUUGACAUCUACUCUGGGCGCGACGAGUAUGACAUGCGAGAGUUGACACCCGAUCCGUUCCCGUACGCAUUCUACGUCGAGUAUCUCAACAGCCCUAAAGUCCAAACUGCUAUUGGAGCAUACCAGAACUUCUCAGAGUCUUCCGGGACUGUGAGCAGUGCCUUUGGAAACACAGGCGACGACGACCGCGAGUCUGGGACGAUAGAGAGUGUGAGGAAGUUGGUGGAAGCUGGAGUACAGGUAAUGCUGUAUUUCGGGGAUGCCGACUACAACUGCAAUUGGCUUGGUGGACAAGUUGUGGCCGAGGAAAUCAAUGCCCCAGGGUACGAACAUGCAGGCUUUGUGAACAUCACCACUUCGGAUGGAGUUGUUCAUGGACAGGUUCGUCAAAGUGACUUGUUUAGCUUUGUCCGAAUCUACGAGUCUGGUCACGAAGUGCCUUUUUACCAGCCAUUGGCUUCGUUGGAGAUGUUCAAGAGAGUGCUUUUGAGAAAGGAUAUUGCGACGGGCAAGGAAUAUUUGAAGCCACACGGCGGUUAUCGAACCCAUGGAACCCCUACAAGCGACUACCGAGAGGGAAAUAGUACGAUGGUUUUGAAAGUGCUUGAUAGCAAUACGACCUAUAACACCACUCUCAACGGGCCGAACCCAUCUGGCUCGGCUUCGGUCAGAUUACGCAGACAGGGCCACUGA